Seriola dumerili (greater amberjack) is the source of this 1019-nucleotide messenger RNA. RefSeq names its product beta-1,3-galactosyltransferase 1 (gene b3galt1b). The record is from RefSeq and is a predicted model, not a curated record. The transcript has a single exon. Gene Ontology annotation, molecular function: N-acetyl-beta-D-glucosaminide beta-(1,3)-galactosyltransferase activity. Bases 33 to 1019 code for a protein of 328 amino acids. Gene Ontology annotation, cellular component: membrane. Lineage: Eukaryota; Metazoa; Chordata; Actinopteri; Carangiformes; Carangidae.
CACCGCAUCAAAAUACACCUAAAUGCAGCAUAAUGCCUUCAAAAGUGUCAUGUUUAUACCUGCUGACAGUGGUCUGCUGGGCGAGCGCUCUCUGGUAUCUGAGUAUAUCUCGUCCAACGUCCACUUAUGUCAGCCACAUGUCCGUGUCCAUUCGGAAGACUGUGAAACCCCACAAAAACAUCACCUUCACCAACAUCCGCACCCGCCCCCUCAACCCACAUGCCUUUGAAUUUGUGAUCAAUGAGCCCAAGAAGUGUGAAAGCACCACGCCCUUCCUGGUCAUCCUCAUCAGCACCACGCACAAGGAGUUCGAUGCGCGUCAAGCCAUCCGAGAGACCUGGGGGGAUGAGAGCACCUUCAGCGACAUCCGCAUCCUCACCAUCUUUCUGCUGGGCAUCAACACGGACGCCGUCCUGAACCAGAUGGUGGAGCAGGAGAGUCAGAUCUUUCAUGAUAUAGUGGUGGAGAACUUUAUUGAUUCCUACCACAACCUCACCCUCAAGACCAUGAUGGGCAUGCGCUGGGUGGCUACCUUCUGCCCCAAAGCGCAGUAUAUCAUGAAGACAGACAGCGACAUCUUCGUCAACAUGGACAAUCUGAUCUACAAGCUCCUGAAGCCCACCACCAAGCCAAGAAGAAGAUAUUUCACCGGCUAUGUGAUAAAUGGCGGCCCCAUUAGAGAUAUGCGCAGUAAGUGGUACAUGCCUAGAGACUUGUACCCUGAGAAUAAAUACCCGCCUUUCUGCUCGGGCACUGGCUACGUGUUCUCAGCAGAUGUAGCUGAGCUAAUCUACAAGACUUCAUUACACACAAGACUGUUGCACCUGGAGGAUGUGUAUGUGGGACUGUGUUUGCGUAAGCUGGGUAUACACCCUUAUCAGAACAGUGGUUUUAAUCACUGGAAAAUGGCCUACAGUCUGUGCAGGUACAGACGGGUUAUCACCGUCCACCAGAUCUCCCCGGAGGAGAUGCACCGCAUUUGGAAUGACAUGUCCAGCAAGAAGCACCUGAGAUGUUAG